AUGCAGGGAGUCAAGACCAAAAGUGGGCUUCCACAGCCUUACAACAUGAAACCCAAAAACAAGGGCUUUCUAACGACGCCAAUGAAGAAACUAAUUGCAUACAUCUUCGUGUUGCUCAUCUUUGGUUACAUUAUUUAUGAAAUUUCACCAAAACCUGAAAAAGAGGACCCAAAAUAUGAAUUAGAUUCUCAAGCUAGAGUACAGGAGAAUCAAAAAAGUGCUAAGAAUGUGAUUGAUAAAGAAAAAUUGGGUGAUAUUGAUCUUGCCGAUGCUCAUAUGGAUUCAAAUCACAAGAUUGAAUAA
Messenger RNA from Hansenula anomala, 303 nucleotides. RefSeq lists its product as uncharacterized. Bases 1 to 303 code for a protein of 100 amino acids. The transcript has a single exon. The record is from RefSeq and is a predicted model, not a curated record. Lineage: Eukaryota; Fungi; Ascomycota; Saccharomycetes; Phaffomycetales; Wickerhamomycetaceae.